Messenger RNA from Aureobasidium musti, 2526 nucleotides. The record is from the annotation of a GenBank genome assembly. Lineage: Eukaryota; Fungi; Ascomycota; Dothideomycetes; Dothideales; Saccotheciaceae.
AUGGCCGAUCCCACUGCAACGCCAUACGAUACAACCAUGUUUCCCCGAGCCUAUGUUGACUCGGCUGUACUCGACGACAUGACGUCGAUGCAGUUCAAUCAAUGGGCGUACGCACUUCCCGAGUCUCAGACAGGCUGUUACAACCCAGGCUCGCUUCCUAUCGCUUUAGCAAACAAUGAUACUUGUCUUUUAGGAUUCUAUUGUCCAAACUCCAACAAUGAACAUCCACCACAGAUGUGUCCACCAACCUGGCAAUGUGCUGUAUUACGUGCUAAUCAAGGAACAUGUCCUUAUCCUCAGGGCGCUCUGGAGCCCCUCAUUUGUCCUGGAGGUUCCUAUUGCCCGGCCGGCGGCAAAACUCGUAUCCCAUGUGAUGCGGGCACAUUCUGUCCUCAGGGCAGUUUUGAGCCCAUCAAAUGUGACACGGGCGCAUACUGCCCAUGGGCGAGUGCUCACCAGAUCCCUCUAUUGCCCCUCUACGUCGUUGUCGCCAUCGACUUUGUCCUACUCUGUGUGCUGAUUGCAGGGCUGGCAUAUUCCAAAUGGCGAAAGCGCAGGAAGCCGAAAUAUUCCAGCAUCGACAUGCAAGUUACAGAAGACGAUCGAGAGGCACUCCGAGGCUUGAACAUGUCACCUCGCUAUUCAGUCUCGAUAGCCGAGGUGUCGCCUCCCACCACGGUACCAGCCUCACCAGCCUUAUUGUCACCUCAUACUCGAGCCAGGUCGACCUCAAAUGCUUCAGAAACCACCGACGUGGAUAACUGUCCUCAAGACUUCGCUAUGCAAAAGUUUCUGAUCUACCUCUCUCGUGCUAUACACACAAAGGAGCUGGGUUUGUCCUUUGAUUUUGAGGGCUUGUCGUUCAAAACUCGUCAGAACCUGGAAAUUCUGCACAAUAUUACUGGUUCUAUUCCCAGAGGAACCAUGACUGGUAUCAUGGGAGGAUCAGGUGCAGGUAAAUCAACUCUUGUGAAUGCACUGAUGCGAGGCAAAUCGAGCGCUGGCACUUUAAAGAUCAACGGAGUCAUCAAAGACAUGAAGAAAUUGCCUUCGUCAUGGAAUGACAGAGCCAUCCAGGAUUAUGUGGACUCGUUGAUCGCUUGUCUUUCACUUACACACGUCCAGAAUUCCUUGGUCGGCGAUGCCAGAAAGCCAGUCAUCUCUGGAGGCCAGCGCAAACGGGUCAGUGUAGGAAUCGAAUUGGCUGCUGCGCCAAUGGUGAUGUUCCUCGACGAGCCAACAAGCGGGCUAGAUGCUACUUCAGCAGCUUCGAUAAUGCUUCUCUUGAAGGCCAUUUCUCGGCUAGGCGUCACUGUCAUCGCCAUUGUCCACCAACCUCGUGAAGACAUCUUUGUGGCUUUCGAUCAACUAUUGUUGCUCGCUAAAGGCAGUCAAGUUUAUGCAGGUGCAACUGAAGAUGUGGUGCCCUACUUCGAAGAUCUGGGUUACCAGUUCCCUCUGCGAAGCAAUCCUGCGGACAUCAUCAUGGAUGUGAUUACUGGCAACGGCAAGCAAUACUCUUCCGAGUCCGAAAAAUUUGGUAGCGACACGGAUCUUCUCAUCAAAUUCUGGUACGAAAGGGGCCAAUUUGGAAAGACUAACAAAAUAUUGUCUGUUGCUGUGGGAGCCCCCAGAAAUCCAAGGUUGUCGUUAAGUUCUAUGCAAUCAACUCUAGAGCACGAUCAAUCGCUACACGAGACCAUGAAAACCAGAGGAGCUUCAUGGUACGCUCAGGUUUAUUAUUGUACCAAACGAGCUUUGCUCCAGCAAGUUCGCAAUCGCACGAGUCUCUUCUUCGAGAUCUUUGUUGCUACGCUUGCAGGGCUUGUCAUUGGUCUCUCAGCAUAUUCUUCCAAAGGAUCCCUAUUCUCAGGCAUAUAUCACCCGCCGUUCACCCAAUUGUCGAGUGCUGUUGAUUACAAAUCGGCACCUCAACUCGGUCUGCUAUCUGCCAUGGCCAUUGGAUUGGCCUCGUCCGCGCCAGGAGUCUGGGUCUUUGGUGAAGAAGUACUCAUGUUCCAGCGAGAAUCUUCCAGCGGUCACAGCAAGAGCGCAUAUUAUAUCGGCAAGGUGUUGAGCACACUCCCACGUAUCAUUCUCGCUGCUCUCCAUUACACAGUCAUGAUUGGGGUGCUUGCCACCCCUCUGAUUGGUUUCCAAGACAUGUAUGCAGCGAACCUACUCUACUUUUAUGCCAUCUAUGGUUUGAGUAGCGUAGUUUCCAUGUUGGUCAAGAGAGAAGAUGGCCCGCUUCUUGCCGUUUUGCUUAGUUUGGUCCUUGGUGUCAAGGAGUGGCAUAUGGAGUGGUUCUGGAGAUUGAGUCCUGGCGUUUGGUUCACCGAAGCCUAUUGGACAAAGAUGGUGAGCCCAAUGGCCUACCUAUGGGAUGUUGAACUUGCGACACAAACUAUCGGGUUUAGUCUAGGAGAGUUCGGGAAAGAUUUGGCUCUCAUCUUCGUCAUUAGUACGAUUUACCGGUUGCUGGCGUAUGCACUCUUGAUACUGUUCAGAAAGAGGCGCAGAUGA